AUGAUGAUGAUGCUGCCGAAGCGGAGCCGGUCGAGGGGGGCCGGUGCGCACGCGCGGCGCGAGGCACGCCGGGAAACACGGACGCCGGCCAAGGGGGCGGCAACGGAAGCGCUCCUUGGCACGCGCCGCCCCUCUCGGCCUAGACGCGCCCGGAUGCGCGCGCUUCCGCCUGCCCCGUGCCUGUCUGGGCUGGCAGGGGGCACCCUGCACGUGCCCAGAGGCCCCUGUGCACCUGUUUGCACCCCUCCUCUGGGCUCAGCCUGCCCCGUGCCUGUCUGGGCUGGCAGGGGGCACCCUGCACGUGCCCAGAGGCCCCUGUGCACCUGUUUGCACCCCUCCUCUGGGCUCAGCCUGCCCCGUGCCUGUCUGGGCUGGCAGGGGGCACUCUGCCCAUGCCCAGAGGCCCCUCUGCACCUGUUUGCACCCCUCCUCUGGGCUCAGCCUGCCCCGUGCCUGUCUGGGCUGGCAGGGGGCGCUCUGCCCGUGCCCAGAGGCCCCCUCCCCUGCCCCUGUUGCAACCCCAGCGUGGCCGGGGCGAGCGAGCGAGGGCCUCCCCGCCUCUUCCUCCCUGCCUGCGGGCUGCGCCGCACCUCCGCCCCGCGGGCGAUUACGCGGCGGCCGCCCUGCGAGGCGGGCGGGCAGGAGGCGCUUCGCGGGCCGGGAGAAGGGACCCUGCAGCCUGCAGCCCGGGCCGGCCGCGCCAUGCCCCCCCCGCCGCCCCCCCGGCUCCGGCUCCUGCUCCUCCUGCCGCUCCUGUCCUGCUGCGCCGCCGCCGGGUCCGCCGAGCGCCGCUGCUUCUGCCAGGUCACUGGUUAUUUGGAUGACUGUACGUGCGACGUGGAGACUCUAGACGCCUUCAACAACUACAAGGUUUUCCCGAGGCUGCAAACCCUUUUAGAAAGUGAUUAUUUCAGAUAUUACAAGGUUAACCUAAAGAAGACUUGCCCUUUUUGGAACGUCAUCAGUCACUGCGGAAUCAGAGAUUGUGCGGUACAGCCAUGCCAGUCUAACGAGGUCCCCGAUGGAAUCCGAUCUGCGAGUUACAAGUAUUCAGAAGAAGCCAAUGCAUCUGCUAAUGACUGUGAAGAAGCGGAGAGACUUGGAGCUGUUGAUGAAUCUUUAAGCGAGGAAACGGUGGAGGCCGUGCGGCAGUGGACUCGGCACGACGAUUCUGCGGACAGCUUUUGCGAAGCCGACGAUAUCCAGUCCCCUGAGGCGGAGUACGUAGACCUCCUGCUCAAUCCGGAGCGUUACACCGGCUACAAAGGUCCCGAUGCUUGGAAGAUCUGGAACAGUAUUUAUGAAGAAAACUGCUUCAAGCCGCAGUCUAUAAAGAGGCCUUUAAAUCCCUUGGCUUCUGGCAGAGGGAACAUGUUUUACAACUGGUUGGAAGGCCUCUGUGUGGAGAAACGGGCUUUCUACAAGCUGAUCUCCGGUCUCCAUGCAAGUAUCAACAUCCAUCUCAGCGCCAGGUACCUUCUCCAAGACACUUGGUCCAAGAAGGAGUGGGGUCAUAACGUGACCGAGUUUCAGCAGCGGUUCGACGAGGACCUGACUCAAGGCGAGGGUCCCAGGAGGCUGAAGAACCUCUAUUUUAUCUACCUCAUUGAGCUGCGAGCCCUCUCCAAAGUCCUGCCUUUCUUCAAGCGCUCAGAUUUCCAGCUGUUCACUGGUGACAAAAUUCGAGAUGGAGAAGUCAAGAGUCUCUUGUUGGAAAUUCUCCAUUUAAUCAAAUCUUUCCCUUUGCAUUUUGAUGAAAAUUCAUUUUUUGCUGGAAACCAGAAAGAGGCCGCCAAGUUAAAGGAGGAAUUUAGGCUGCAUUUUAGGAACAUUUCAAGGAUUAUGGACUGUGUGGGCUGUAUAAAAUGUCGCCUUUGGGGGAAGCUGCAGACUCAGGGCUUGGGAACUGCGCUAAAGAUUCUGUUUUCUGAAAGCCAAAUCGAAAACAUGCUGGGGAGAGGCCCCUCGCCCACGUUCCAUCUAACGAGACAGGAAAUCGUAGCCCUCUUCAAUGCUUUCGGAAGGAUUUCAACAAGCAUUAAAGAGCUAGAAAGCUUCAGGGACCUCUUACAAACUCUGCAGUGAGGCUGCUUCCGAGG
Messenger RNA from Euleptes europaea (tarantolino), 2099 nucleotides. It is a transcript of the gene ERO1A, whose product is annotated as endoplasmic reticulum oxidoreductase 1 alpha. Gene Ontology annotation, molecular function: thiol oxidase activity; protein-disulfide reductase activity; FAD binding. The transcript has 16 exons. Gene Ontology annotation, cellular component: endoplasmic reticulum membrane; endoplasmic reticulum. Gene Ontology annotation, biological process: protein folding in endoplasmic reticulum. The record is from RefSeq and is a predicted model, not a curated record. NCBI's taxonomy places the organism in Eukaryota, Metazoa, Chordata, Lepidosauria, Squamata, Sphaerodactylidae. The coding region runs from base 1 to 2085 and encodes 694 amino acids.